AUGGCCGAAUCCGACGGGCCAAACCAGGCCGCCGCCGGCGCCACCACUCCAGGACCUGAGUUUCCUCGUCCAACAGACAAUGAACGCCCUAGGCGUCCGUCUGUAGCCUCCAGGAUAUCCUACAAGGUCCGCAGCCUGUCAAAGGACUUUGACGAGUCAAACCCGCCCGUCGGCUUCAUGGCUGCCAGCAGCGAAUUCGCCUCAUCAGCCAUCGCCGGCGCAGAAUCCCCGAGGAGAAACAGCUACACUAACAGCGCCCACUCUCUCCCCCGGCGGCGCACCACCAUGUCUGACCAGUCCGUCGACCCUGCUCCACGCGAGAGCGCCGAGUUCAACACCGCGGCGGACCGCCAAAAAGACGCCAAGACGCCAACCACAACACACGACCACAAAGGAGCAGCCCCAGUCGCGGCGGGGCCAACCUCAGACCCAGUUGAGAAGGACUCCUCGACAGCAACCUCCAACGAGGCCACGAUCGCCGCCCCGGGCAGCGAGCCAGGGCCCAAGGCGCACGACGACAAGCCCGCGGCGCUGACCGAGCCCUUCGACAACGGCUACCACUUCCCGCCCUCGUACCCGAAGCGGGAGGCCUUCAAGCACGGCACCAUGGCCUUCCUGCGCUACUCCAUUACGCCCGUGGGCUUCUGCGUCGUGCUGUACGGCCUGAACGUGGUCGCCUGGGGUGGCAUGCUGUUCCUGCUGCUCUGCAACGCCUCUCCUGCCAUGUGCUACCCGAACUGCAACGACAUCAACUCGCCCCGGCGGAAGUGGGUCGAGUACGAUUCGCAGGUCCUGACCGCGCUCUUCAGCCUGACUGGUUUCGGUCUCGCGCCGUGGCGCUUCCGGGACCUCUAUUACCUCAUGAAAUACCGCCUGCAGCACAAGCCGGAGGGCCUGCGCCGCCUGGCCGGCAUCCACCGCAACUGGUUCCGCAUGCCCGGCACCGAGGCCCUCCCCGUCGAUGUCGGCCCGAAGAACGUGGAGGAGCUGGUCAGCGCGGGAGCCGUGCAGGAGGGCCUCGUCCCCGUCCCGAUGAGCAAGAUGCCCGAGGCGCCGCUGACGGGGGUCCGGGCCCCCGCCACGAAGGUGUGGAAGAUGGACUUUAUGAUCUGGAUGAUGGUCUGGAACACGCUGUUCCAGUGCGUGCUCUCCGGCGUCAUGUGGGGGAUGAACCGCUACGACCGCCCCAGCUGGUCGACGGGCCUCUUCGUCGCGCUGGGCUGCAUCGUCGCGGCGGUGGGCGGGCUCAUCAUGUUCUUCGAGGGCAAGAAGGUCAAGAGCAUCGAGGGCGUGCCCCUCACGGACCGCGACAGGGCCAGGCUGGAGCGGGACCAGGAGAUGGGCAUCACGCACUACAACAACAUCAAGGACAAGCCGCUCAAGAAGGAGAAGAGCAAGCGGAGCAAGAAGAGCAAGAACAGCGACGCCACCGAGAAGGCGGCUUCUUGA
Messenger RNA from Diaporthe batatas, 1449 nucleotides. RefSeq lists its product as uncharacterized. The record is from RefSeq and is a predicted model, not a curated record. Lineage: Eukaryota; Fungi; Ascomycota; Sordariomycetes; Diaporthales; Diaporthaceae. The transcript has a single exon. Bases 1 to 1449 code for a protein of 482 amino acids.